This is a messenger RNA of Hylaeus volcanicus, 4577 nucleotides long. Its product is annotated as alpha-protein kinase 1-like. The transcript is spliced from 2 exons. The coding region runs from base 114 to 1067 and encodes 317 amino acids. Gene Ontology annotation, cellular component: extracellular matrix. The record is from RefSeq and is a predicted model, not a curated record. Lineage: Eukaryota; Metazoa; Arthropoda; Insecta; Hymenoptera; Colletidae.
CUCGGUUAUUGCUGACGGAUGACACGAAAACAACGACGGUCAUCACCUGUAUAAAAGUACGAGGAAUCUUACUCUGAACCAUCAGUCUUCUGGCGAUCCUCUUGCAAAUCAACAUGGCUGGAAAGCUCGUCGUACUCUUAAGCUUGGCGGCUGUUACGAAGGGAGCCUUGGUGGCCACAUUGCCAGCAGUACCUGCUCCCGUCGUGGGAGCCGUGCCUGCGGCGAAACUCGAGGAAUUGGACGCGAUUCCCCAAUACAGUUUUGCGUACGACGUCCAGGAUGCUGUCACAGGGGACUCGAAGGCUCAGUACGAGACUAGGAACGGCGACAUAGUGCAGGGUAGCUACAGCUUGAUUGAAGCAGACGGUACCCGUCGCAUCGUGGAAUACACGGCAGACCCAAUAAACGGAUUCAACGCAGUAGUCAGUCGGGAACCAGCCACAGCUCUGGCUGCCAUUGCUGCCCCAUUGGCGUCCUACGCACCUGGCAUCGUUCCAGCAGCAGCAGGCGCACCUGUUUUCCCUGCACCACCUGCACCAGCGCCAGCGAUCCCCGCUGCUGGACCAGACUCUGACGUCGAGGUCGUUGAAGCUAGAUCCGGUCCCCUGGUCGCAGCUGCGCCGACAACGCGCGACCAACAGCUUCGACAGCAACAGGAACAACAGCUGCAACAACUGCGCGAACUCGAGAGGCAGCAACGGGAACAGCAGCAGCAGCAGCUCAGGCAGCAGCAGCAGCUCCAACAACAGUCCAGACUGCAGUUGCAGCAGCAGAUUCAAUCGAGACAACAGGAUAGGCUGGAUCAAGGAAGGAGACAACAAGAACAAGAGCAACCCCAGAGACUGCAGCAGGCUCGAUCACAGGAACAACAACAAGAUGCACCAGUGAAGGCUGUUGCUGCCCCGGUGCAGGUGCCCAUUGCUCAACGACUGGUUGGACUACCUCCAGCAAACGUCAUCACCAGCUACGCCAACUACCCCUUCGCCUACGCCUACACGUCUUCCUAUUCCUCGCCUUUGGCAUACGCAGCGCCCAUCUCUUACGCACCUGCCGCUCCAAUUCUUUGAAAUGUUUUUUUUUAUUUUUAAUUUGAAUUGUUAUCGCACACGACCGCAAAAUUGAUAUCGAUGUUUGACUUACAAAGCUCGAAAUAAAUCUCGCUUUCGAUCACCUGCGGAGUAGCCGGUUUAUGUACUCGAGUUCCUGUGAUUUAUUUCUUAACGAUUCUCAGCUCUGUUAUCAGCGUACUUUAUCCGAGAAAUCUGUAAAGUUUGUAUUAUCUGUAAAGUAUAUAAUAUUUGACAAAUAAUCUCGCGAAUGUUUCCAGUGGCGAAUAAAAGACGAACAGAUUUUAAUUUUAAGUGGAGAAUUGUAUUUCGUGAUGGAGGAAUAAACAUUUGUUCCAAUGAAUGUUUAAUGGAACAGAGUUGCGAACAAAUUCCUGCACGUUCAUUUUAUUCGCCGUUUUUCGUUCGAGUAAAGUUUCAACUACCUCUGAUUCUUUCGAGAUUCGUGGGAGUAUUACAUCUCGCAAGGAAAUGAAAUAUUCAUGAGAAAGUAACGAGUUGAACUACUUUAUGUAUGUAAUGAGUGUACAAUGUAUAUACUCAAACACCAAACUAAAUUUAAGUUUACUGUUCGAUCGAUUACAGUGGAGUACAUUAAAGUUCAGAUAACUUGUUUUAUAUUUUCGAUCAUUACUUCGACUAACGAUAGAAGAAAGUACAAUCAGUGAAAGAUAAUAUAAAUAUCAAUUAAAGUUAUAAAUUAUAUAAAUAUCACGUUAAAUGUGAAAUUUCCUUAUAAUUUAAUAUUUUCGUUUGCAUCAACUUCUUUUUGUGAUCCGAAGUAACAAGCCACAUAAUUAAACAAGCUGUUUAAUUUUUUCAUACUACAUUUAUAAAAUACACGAAGUAAUAAAUGUGUAUCUACAUACACUCGUGAAUAUAAGUAUUCGAGUAAUUUUGCGCUGCACCAUUUACUUUUGUAAAUUAUUCAAGAUUGCUUAAAACCGGUCUCCUCGUUUUCACAUUUCGCAUUUACAAUUCCAAGAACUCUAUUUUCACGUAACUUGGCCGAAAUAAAUUUUUGUUUGUACAAUUGCGCAAAAUUCAACGAAUGUACUAUUUUUGGACAUUUUUACUAGCGACGAUAACUGAUAAAUGUUUGGUUUCGUAUCUCGUUCGUUAUCCUCUUCGAGCAGCCGUUCCAGUUCUACCAAUUCCGAGAAAAAGUUCUUCGCUCGUGCUUUGCAUAUUGAUAAUUGGUGGUCUCAAUUUUCAACAUUAUGCGGGCCACUGUCGUAUUGCGAAAUCCAUACAGCGAGUGACUUUAGUAGUUGACCACUUCGCAAUUUUUACUUUGACGCUUUGCAAUUUUGUUUGUGACGAACUAAUUAAGGGACAAUUUAUAUUAACACUUUAUCUACCGAGCUACUUAGAAACAGUCUUUAAUUCAAAAAAGAAUUUUCUAUACUAGCAUGUGCCAAUACAAGCUGAUAAUAAUUUCUCAAUACUGUUACUAGAUACAUUGAAAGCCAAGUCUGUUUCCAAACAUUGAACAUUGUAAGUAGACAACCAUCAACACAGUAAAUAAAUUCGAAUAGCUAAAUACUGCAGUUAAAAAGCCUAUAAAUAGGCUCCCGGUAAAUAAAGUGUUAAGAUAUUGAGUUCAGUUAUUAAAAAAUAGUAAAUAGUAAAAGUGACUCCUUUUUUCACGAAUAUUUAUUGGAGAAGAUACAUUUAACGCGCAAUGGGACAUUAAUAUUAUAUACCUAUCUUUCGAUUUACAUUGAUUACUCAAAUUCCGUGUAGAAAUCAUAAUUUUUGUAAUAAAGAACCGACAAAUUGAAAAUUACUUGAGAAUUACAUUUACGUAUUCCAAGAACAGUAGAAAUGGAAAAAGAAAAAAUACCAGUCUAUAAAAUAACAAAUACAUAAAGGUAAAUUUAAUCAUUUUAAUUUUCAUUUCUACUUUAACUAGUACAUUCCAAGCGUCAGAAUAUUAAAGUAAUCCCAAAAGUAGACAUUGGUUUGUGCGUGAUUCAUUUUAUAACAAACUUAAUUAAAUACAUUAAAUUAAUACAUUAACUUUAUAUUUGAUAAUGAAACUACAUUUAGAUAUAUAAUAAUAUGUACCUUAAAGAAUUUUUAUUGAAACGAUAACAAUUUUAUUUACACUUUUUAUUAUAAUUUCUUAUUUUUUUUUCAAUUUUACAAAAUCUUUUUCAAACGAUUUAGUGGAACGUCUAAAAAAUAAAUGAUCUUGCGGUGGGCACGAUAAUUCAAAUCAGGUUCAAGCUAGAACAGUGAAACAAAAUUAAUUAGUUUCCUUAGUCCAAAAAUUAGUGAAAUACAUAGUUGUUUUCAAAAAUAUACAUUUUCAAUAAAAUUGUAUUGUUUCAAAGUAAAACACACAAAAGCCUAAAAUUACGGUUAAUGUUGGACAAAAAAAUACAAAUAUUAAUAUAACAAUAAAAUUUUACCUAUUUCACUAAAAAAAACAUAUGAUGAGUACAUAAAAAGAGAUUCGAGUCGAUCGAUUGAAAAUUUGAUGGAGAGUUUCAGGAUGUAUAAACCCAUUCUUAUUAUAUAAUUAUAUUUAUUAGAGAUAAUAAAGAAGAAGAAUAUAUGUGAGAACGUCGAACAUAAAACUUACCUGAUAUCAUAAAACUGUGCCAACCUACCAACUUAUUAAAACAAAAGAUAACUAAAACUAACUCUCGUGGGUGAUCAGUACUACCAACAAAAUUCCCGAGACUACAGUGACCAUCGAUUUUUGAAAAUGCUGUUUCGAGAAAAACGCUUUCAAAGUUUUCGUUACGUUGAUGCGCUCCUCUCUAAUGUUCGAAACUGUUCGUUGAUAUCGAUUUCUAAUUAUCGGGAUAUCAUUUUCGUAUACAGGGUGUCCCAGGGAGGUCCUUCAAAGGGGUGGUUCGGGAGGUGAUUUGAAACAACUUUUUCCUUAGCGAAUAUGUCCGAGGCUUCGUUGAGGAGAUAAUAACGGAAAACACUGAUCAAUUAGAGUGCGUAGCCUACCCUACCUCGACCAAUCAGAGAGCGAGUAUGCUUGUGGAACGCCCGCGGUAGCAUACGCUACGCGCUAGAUGGCCGCGCUCCGAUUGGUCGGGGUAGCGAAGGCUACGCGCUAGGCGGCUGCGCUCAUAGGCUACCGCGGCCGCUCCACCGGCAUACUCACGCUCUGAUUGGUCAGUGUUUUCCGUUAAUAUCUCCUUAACGAAGGCUCAGACAACAUUUUCACUAAGAAAAAGGUUGUUUCAAAUCACCUCCCGAACCAUCCCUUUCAAGGUGUUACAAUAUUUUUGGGACACCCUGUAUAUGUGUAAAGAAAAAGUAGGUGUUGACCGGCUGCUUUUAAAAAUAAUCACACGAAAGCAACACUAACGAAAAAGUGGAAAACAGUGUGAAGAAAAGAUUAAGGGCUACAAUAUUAAAGGAUCGACAAAACCGUGUAAAUAAACUUUUAAUGUCGUUUCUUUGUUUUUCAGGUAGGAUAGGGUAGUUAUAAUGUAAAAAUGUACAAAUGUAAAUGUAUGUUAGGAUAAAUAAAAACUUUGU